Molecule: messenger RNA, 1755 nt
Organism: Drosophila busckii
Lineage: Eukaryota; Metazoa; Arthropoda; Insecta; Diptera; Drosophilidae
Gene: MICU1
Product: calcium uptake protein 1 homolog, mitochondrial
Biological process (GO): mitochondrial calcium ion homeostasis; calcium import into the mitochondrion
Cellular component (GO): uniplex complex
Molecular function (GO): calcium ion binding
Source: RefSeq, a predicted model, not a curated record
AUGUCUGUGCUGCGUUUUUUGGCAACGCGACAGGCGCUAACAGCGCUAAGCCGACCAGCGCUGCUAAAUACGCGCUUAAUGACAGCCUGGACAAGCAACAAGAACACAACAAUAACAACAUCACUCCUUGAAAAUAAUUGCACGCAAUUGCAGCAGCAACGCGGCCAUAAGCGUUUUGGUCAUGAAAAGGAGAUUACACCUAAGGUUACCAAGUACUUUCACAUAUUGAUUUUGAGUUUGUUUUUUGUAAGCGUGCUUGACUGGGGCAAAGUAAAGCGUUUGCUCAUACCCAAAGUGGACGCCGAUGCGGGUCAGCGUCCCAGUAAUGCAGCAGGCGUUAAUGGCGACAGUGAAACUGAGGACGAGGACGACGAUGAAGCGAGACUUAAUCUGCAUGAGGGCAAGAAGGUUAAGGAAAAAGUUGGUUUCCGCGAUCGCAAGAUCAUUGAGUAUGAGAAUCGCAUACGGCAAUUCUCGACGCCAGAUAAAGUAUUUCGCUACUUUGCCACCAUACAAGUGCCGAUUGCCGAUGAUCGCCAUGAGGUAUACAUGACUCCAACUGAUUUCUUGACCAGCAUGACGCCGGGAAUGAAACAACCAGAUGGUUUGGGUCUGGAUCAGUAUCGUCGCUAUGAUCCAAAGUCUGUGGGCGAGCAGCUGAAUUUGCAUUUGAAAGCGGACAGCAUUUUCUACAAGCUUGGCUCCUAUGGACUUAUAACCUUCUCCGACUAUAUCUUUCUGCUCACAGUGCUCUCGAUUUCUCGACGUCAUUUUGAGAUUGCUUUUCGCAUGUUUGAUCUGAAUGGCGAUGGUGAUGUGGACUGUGAGGAGUUUGAAAUGGUAGCGACGCUGGUGCGUCAACAGACCAGCAUGGGUACGCGUCAUCGUGAUCAUGCCAAUACGGGCAAUACCUUUAAGGGCGUCAACUCCGCUUUGAUUACCUACUUCUUUGGCCCCAACAUGGAUGAGAAGCUGACCAUAGAAAAGUUUUUGGACUUUCAGGAGCAACUACAACGCGAAAUACUUUCACUCGAAUUUGAACGCAAGGAUCCCAACGAGGAUGGCAAUAUAACGGAGGCAGACUUUGCUGAACUCUUGCUAGCCUAUGCGGGUUAUCCGCUGAAGAAGAAGCAAAAGAAACUUAAGCGUGUUAAGCGUCGUUUUCGUGAUCAUGGCACUGGCAUUUCCAAGCAGGAUUAUUUAGAUUUCUUUCACUUUCUCAACAACAUCAAUGAUGUGGAUACAGCGCUAACGUUUUAUCAUAUAGCCGGCGCUUCAAUUGAUCAGCAGACACUACAGCAUGUAGCCAAAACAGUAGCCAUGGUCAAUCUUUCCGAUCAUGUAGUUGAUGUAGUGUUUACUAUCUUUGAUGAGAAUAAUGACAAUCAACUCAGCAACAAGGAGUUUAUUUCUGUUAUGAAAAAUCGUGUGCAGCGUGGACUGGAAAAACCAAAGGAUACGGGUUUUCUGAAAAUGAUGCGUUCGGUGUUCAAAUGUGCCAAGGAAACGAAGCCUGUGCUUUUAGAUAUCUAGUUAACUAUUUGUUUGUUAUGCUCUUUUUGUAUGCUUAACCAAAGAUUAUAAACUUAAUCUUUGGCUAAGCUUUGUUUGCUGUUUUUAUAGUCAACUCAACUACGCUUGCUACUUAUUUAUUUAUAUUUAAUAUUAAUGCUAAAGCAACGCUGCAAAAACGCAAAGAUAAGCCAAAAUGGUGUAGGGUUUUCAUAACUUAAUACGAAUUUUAAUUAUAACAAA